This is a messenger RNA of Myodes glareolus (Bank vole), 4217 nucleotides long. RefSeq names its product zinc finger protein 574 (gene Znf574). The record is from RefSeq and is a predicted model, not a curated record. Gene Ontology annotation, molecular function: RNA polymerase II transcription regulatory region sequence-specific DNA binding; DNA-binding transcription factor activity, RNA polymerase II-specific. Gene Ontology annotation, biological process: regulation of transcription by RNA polymerase II. Gene Ontology annotation, cellular component: nucleus. Lineage: Eukaryota; Metazoa; Chordata; Mammalia; Rodentia; Cricetidae.
GGGAAGGGGAGGUCCCGGUGCUGCCUCGGCGGAGGGCUCUCUGUUUGCGUGGGGUACCGGGGCCACGGGUGGGUGCGCUGGAAUGGGUCCAGGAUCGAAAAAGGACGAUUGGAGGGCUCUAGGUUGCUGGGGUGGGGAGGUGGCCCGAGAAAGGAGGUAAUGAAUGCAGGGAGGGAAAUCGAUUUCUGCCUGGAAAGAACUAAAGCAGAGAAGGGGUUUGAGGUAUCUUUAGAACUAAGGGAGCGGUCCAGGUGUGGAAAAUGGGGUUAUAUUAAUACGGAAGGCCGAUAAACCCACGGAAUUGGGGGUUGAAAUACCCUCGGAAAGUACUGACUGCUGUCUUUCUGUUCUUAUAAGUAACCAUAGGUUGAACUGGGGAGGGAUUAUUUUGUUUUAGGUACAGGUAAGUAGGCCAAAGUGAAGUAGUCUUGGGUGUAACUGGAGAGAGAGAAAGGUGGUAGGUAGUCUGGGACUGUCGGAGUUGAGAAUGAGAUGUGACAUACUGGUAACUUUGAGGUUCUGGGUUUCCCCAUAGUCGUAGGCUAGUGAGAAGGAUUAUGAAGAAGACGGGGCUCUUUUUGCUGUCUUUGGGUACUGAUGGAGUUUUUGUAUGAGAGAUAUUGGGAGCCCUGAAGAGGAUAGAAACAGCAAGAGGGAAAGGUUAAGCCACUGUGAAGGAUAGGUUGGAUGUCCCUGGACAAGAUUAGUGUGUGGGAAUCUUCUUUGCAAAAAGGACAAAUUUAUAUGAAAUGGGGAUCUAAAAGUUCCUGGAGUGGGUUAGGAUAGAUUUGGAACUUUUCUCAAAAGAAGAAAGGUUUAGAUUGAUACUGUUAUGAGCUUAUGUGACGUUGUAACGUUGGCCUGGACCUUAAUGCAAAAAAGGGUAGUUUUGUUAUCCCCCCCCCCAAAAAAAGCCCAUAAUAGGCAUCUCUAGAUGAGUUGUGGUGGCUUUAGGAAAAAGAGGGAGUCAUGCCCCUGAGAAAAGGGGAUCUGGGUGCUCAGAGGGGAUAGCCCAGUACCCUUGGUCUUGAUGGAGAGAGAAGGGCAUGAGGAGGGUGAGAACAGUUUCCAUGUAAAGGACAGUUUCUCUGUAUAGUGUGACUGACUGUCCUGUAACUUGCUCUGUGGGCUAGGCUGACCUCAAACUCAAGGAAUUCAGAGAUCCACCUGCUUCUGCCUCCUGAGUUCUGAGAUUAAAGGUGCCACCACCCAGCUGAGAAGGUCUUGAUGUGCUUAGCUUGAACCAGUUUUAAGACCCAGGGCCUUGCUGCUGUCAUGACUGAGGAGAGCGAGGAGACAUUCCUGUAUAUCGAGCACCGCUAUGUCUGCUCUGAGUGCAACCAGCUCUAUGGCUCCCUGGAGGAGGUGCUUGUGCACCAGAACUCCCACGUGCCCCAGCAGCACUUUGAGCUGGUGGACGUGGCUGACCCUGGAGUCACGGUGGCCACAGAGGCAGCUUCAGGCACAGGCCUAUAUCAGACCCUCAUACAGGAGAGCCAGUACCAGUGUCUUGAGUGUGGACAACUGCUCCUGUCACCUAGCCAGCUCCUGGAGCACCAGGAGCUACACCUGAAAAUGAUGGCACCCCAGGAGGCAGUGCCCGCUGAGCCACCCCCCAAGGUGCCCCCCUUGAGUUCCAGCACCAUCCACUACGAGUGUGUGGAUUGUAAGGCUCUGUUUGCCAGCCAGGAGCUGUGGCUGAACCAUCGGCAGAUGCACCUCAGGGCCACCCCCACCAAGGCUCCUGCCCCUGUUGUCUUGGGGUCUCCAGUUGUCUUGGGCUCCCCUGUGGGCCAGACCCGAGUAGCUGUGGAACAUUCAUACCGAAAGGCCGAAGAAGGUGGGGAAGGGGCAGCUGUCCCGGCUGCAGCUGCCGCCACGACUGAGAUGGUGACAGAAGUGGAACUGCUCCUCUACAAGUGCUCUGAGUGCUCCCAGCUCUUCCAGCUGCCUGCUGACUUUCUGGAGCACCAGGCCACCCACUUCCCUACUGUCCCAGAGGUCGAGGAGCCUGCCACAAAGCAGGAAACUCUGAUCCCCUCGCCCACCGAGGUGCCAGUGUCUCUACCCGACCCCUUGCCAACCUCUGACCAUAGCUACGAGCUGCGCAAUGGGGAGACCACUGGACGGGAUCGGCGGGGACGGAAGCCCCGGAGGAACAACAGUGGAGAGUCAGGUACGGCAGCCACCCAGGAACUCUUCUGCUCAGCCUGUGACCAGCUCUUCCUUUCACCCCACCAGCUGCAGCAGCACUUUCGGAGCCACCGGGAGGGUGUCUUUAAGUGUCCCCUGUGCAGUCGUGUCUUCCCUAGCCCUUCUAGUCUGGAUCAGCACCUUGGCGACCAUAGCAGCGAAUCUCAUUUCCUAUGUGUAGACUGUGGCCUGGCCUUUGGCACAGAAGCCCUUCUCUUGGCCCACCGGCGAGCCCAUACUCCAAAUCCUCUUCAUUCGUGUCCCUGUGGAAAGACCUUUGUCAACCUUACCAAGUUCCUUUAUCACCGGCGUACCCAUGGGGCAGGAGGUGUCCCUUUGCCCACAGCACCAGUUCUGCCAGAGGAGCCUGCUGUUAGUGUUUCUGAGCCAGCCCCUACAGAGACCAGAGAGCCAGAGACCCCAGAGCUCCCGGUGUCUGAGGAGAACCCAUCAGAGCCUGCAGCUCCAGGCACUUACCGCUGCCUAUUAUGUAGCCGUGAGUUUGUCAAGGCUUUGCAGCUGACCCGGCACCAGCGUUUUGUGCAUCGACUGGAACGGCGUCACAAAUGCAGCAUUUGUGGCAAGAUGUUCAAGAAGAAGUCUCAUGUGCGGAACCAUCUGCGCACACACACCGGGGAACGGCCCUUCCCCUGCCCUGACUGCUCCAAGCCCUUCAACUCACCUGCCAACCUGGCCCGCCACCGGCUCACACACACGGGGGAACGACCCUACCGGUGCGGGGACUGUGGCAAGGCUUUCACUCAGAGCUCCACUCUGAGACAGCAUCGCCUGGUGCACGCCCAGCAUUUCCCCUACCGCUGCCAGGAGUGUGGACUGCGUUUUCAUCGCCCAUAUCGCCUGCUCAUGCACCGCUACCACCACACAGGCGAGUACCCCUACAAGUGUCGGGAGUGUCCCCGCUCCUUCUUGCUGCGCCGGCUGCUAGAGGUACACCAGCUUGUGGUCCACGCUGGGCGCCAGCCCCACCACUGCCCAUCCUGUGGGGCUGCCUUCCCCUCCUCGCUGCGGCUUUAUGAGCAUCGGUGUGCAGCUGCUGCUGCCCAGGCUCCACGGCGCUUUGAGUGUGGGACCUGUGGCAAGAAAGUAGGCUCUGCUGCUCGUCUGCAGGCCCAUGAAGCUGCCCAUGCUGCUGCUGGUCCUGGAGAAGUCUUGGCUAAGGAACCUCCAGCUCCCAGGGCCUCAAGGGCAACUCGCACACCCGUCACUCCAUCCCCAACAGCCCUUGGUGGUGCAACCUCUGCUGCUUCUGCAGCCCCUGCCCGGCGGCGUGGCCUGGAAUGCAGUGAAUGCAAGAAGCUGUUCAGCACUGAGACAUCACUGCAGGUGCACCGACGGAUCCACACAGGAGAGCGGCCGUACCCAUGUCCAGACUGUGGCAAGGCCUUCCGCCAGAGUACCCAUCUGAAAGACCACCGGCGCUUACACACAGGUGAGCGGCCCUUUGCCUGUGAAGUGUGUGGCAAGGCCUUUGCCAUCUCCAUGCGCCUGGCAGAACAUCGCCGCAUUCACACGGGUGAACGGCCCUACUCCUGCCCCGACUGUGGCAAGAGCUACCGCUCCUUCUCCAACCUCUGGAAGCACCGCAAGACUCACCAGCAGCAGCACCAGGCGGCAGUGCGGCAGCAACUGGCAGAGGCGGAGGCCGCUGUGGGUCUGGCUGUGAUGGAAACUGCGGUGGAGGCUCUGCCCCUCGUGGAGGCCAUUGAGAUCUACCCUUUAGCCGAGGCUGAAGGGGUCCAGAUCAGCAGCUGACUGGUCCCCAUUUUCCUCUUCAGCAUCACCAAGUCCUGAUGCUGCAGGUCUCCAACAGCCCCUUAAAACCUGUGUACAUAUUGUACCCCACUCUCCUCUCCACCACCAUAUAAGUUCUGUAACUAAAUUUAUUCUCUUCUCUAAGGGGGUUGCUCUGGGGUCCUUGGUACAUAAAGGACCCCUCCCCCUCUCCCCACCUUCCACUUGUUUGGUGGUCUCCAAAUGAAGCAGUCAAUAAAGACUGAGUUGGA